This is a messenger RNA of Stegodyphus dumicola, 2318 nucleotides long. Its product is annotated as actin-binding protein IPP-like. Gene Ontology annotation, molecular function: protein binding. NCBI's taxonomy places the organism in Eukaryota, Metazoa, Arthropoda, Arachnida, Araneae, Eresidae. Gene Ontology annotation, cellular component: cytosol. Gene Ontology annotation, biological process: neurogenesis. The record is from RefSeq and is a predicted model, not a curated record.
CGAAACUUAGUUGAGGGAUUUCGUUUUUAAUUACUUUGUUUUAAAUCGGAAAGAAUUUAUUGACAGUGAAGUGUUUUGGAAGCAAAUUUAACUCUUUUCCUUUUUUCAGAAUUUCAUGCUCAGAUUAUUCGUAAUCAGCCCAACGGAGUGCGCAUACAAUGAUGAUCGACGUCAGAUUCCAGCCUGGCUGUUCCCCAGGACACAAACUAUUCUGCAACGAACGGGACUGCGAUGUCGCUCUUAACGUAGAGUGGGAAGGCCGGACAUAUUACUUUCCUGGGCAUAGUCUGAUUCUGAACACGAUGAGCGAUGUCUUUCGUACCAUGCUGGCAUCAGAUAUGGUGGAAGCGAACAGUAGAGUCAUCACCAUUCGAAACACCAAUCCCAAGACGUUCAAAGAAUUACUCAGGUAUAUUUACUUAGGAUCUGUGCAACUAAAUGAAUGGCUUGCUAUCAUGAAACUCUUGGAGCUAUCACACCAGUACAGAGUGCAGCCAUUGGUUAAUAUUUGCGAAAUAGCUCUUAUUGCUCGGCUUGGUUUCUCUAACGCUUGCACGCUAUAUGAAUUAUCUCAAACAUAUGCAUUAGAUAAUUUGAAAUCGGAAAGCGAGAUUCUGAUUUUAGAUGGUGCAUUCGUUGUCUCAACCACAGAGGAUUUCUACAGUUUGAAAGAAAAGAGCAUGGAACGUAUAUUGAAGCACAGGUGGUUUAACAUGGAGAACGAGGGGUCUGUUCUGUCGUGCUUGAAAGAAUGGGCAACUAAUGAAUGCUGUCGCAGAUGCAUGAAGCUAACUCGUGAGAAUAUCCUUUCGGUGAUGGAGCCGUUUCUUAAGUACAUUAUUUGGAGAAACAUACCGCACAAUGAACGAACGUUUGUUCCGAUUCACUUAGUGGAAAAAUACAGUGAUAUUGGACGAUUCAGAAAAUAUUUCAGAUUUCCAGCCAGUCUUCGAACUCGUAUUAAAGCCUUGAAAUUCAUCGUAGAACUUGGAGCGUUUCACACGGAACCAAACUGUCGCUUAGGACAAAUUGAAUGUCUGAAAUUUAAUGUUGAAAGUCACGUUUUUAUUGCUGGCUUUAAGAUAGUUGGCAUGUUUCAGAUGGAUAUUUCUUUUUUUGAAACUUCGGCCUUGAUCCUGGGAAGAGAAGGAAGCAAGACAGUUUUGCACUUCAAUUUCAACUCAUUACCUUGGACAGAUGGUCGUAAAUCAGGUAACUACACAUGGAGAGAAUUAGCGGCUUUCUUUCCAUAUCCAGUCAGAGUGGAUCCGUUCAGCAAUUAUGUAUUUAAAAUUAAUUACAGUAUGUUGCAUGUCAAGUGGCCGAAAACGCUUCAAGAAAAACCGGUCGUGUACACAGACGUUGGACCUCUUGGUUUUACUUCACUCUCUCAGUGUUAUGGUAUUACUCAGCUGUUUCUAUUACCAGCGACGCCUUCAAGGAGAAUCUGCAACGAUAUCGAGUCAUAAUGUUAUAAGCUUUACCAACCAUUUUGUGCAGUUAUACGGGUACUAGCUGAAACAUAUCUAUGCAGCGCUAAAGCUAUUAAAGAAAAGUCCAAUUUCGUUAUGCAUUUUAAAUGAGACAAGUUUGUUACAAAGAUGUUUAUAGUUUUAAUUGACGCUUACAAUGAAAAAUAUUUAGACGGAAAUUCACUAUGUGAAGAGUUUAUCACACCUGAGACUAUAUAAAAUUACGAAAAUGACUUCACUAAAGUGAACAUAUGUUAAUUGUUUAACUUGUGCUUUAUAAGUGACUUGAGUGGUUAACACUUUCCAUGGAAAACUUUGUAAAAAAAGAGAGAAUGUGGACUAUAGUUUUUAAUGGAAGAUGGUAAUUUUGCAUAUGGCAAAGACUACAGCUUGCGGACUAUGGCCUUUUAAUGAAAGGAAUGACAUUAGCAUAUGAUUAAAAAUUUACGAUUUAUAUGAAUUAAUACAAGUUGUAUAAAAUUAAGAUUUGUGUGCAAAUAAUUCUCAGAUCAAAUUUUUUAUAUACAAGCUAAUUAUUUAUGAAUUUUAUUUAAGUUUAUGCCGGAUUUUAUGCAUGUGCUUAAGUUGUUUCCAGCGAAAUGGAAUCUGUUUUUAUUCAACAUUAGAAACUGACUUUUGUAUUAUCAAAAGAUGUUCAAAAUUUUGUUAAGGAUUCUUCGUUUUAGAAGGGUUUUAAUAUCACAUGUUUUAAUUUAUGCUUUCAUUGUCCUACUCUGGCAAAAUUUUACUGUAUAUUUGGAAGCAAUUGUAAUAUCUUCGUGUUGUUUCUUAUGCUGCCUACUUAAUUACUUGUAUCCAAUAAUUUCCAGUUAUUAAAAAGUUUGA